AGAUUGUGUGUUAGGACGAAUGCUAUUUCAGAUUCUUCUAACCAAUAAUCGCCAAUAAUCGCCAGUAAUCUCCAAUAACCGCCAGCCUAUUCGUACCAUCGUCCCUUAAGACAAGAAAUUCCUGAGUACACGGUUAGCGUCCCGUAUCGUAGACGCGUGCGUCUCUAGAGUCUCGUGUGUGCAGGGAACGAACUUCAUGAGCGAAUUCUGCUUCCGUGGUUCUAGUCAGGAAUUUGCCACUUUCCUUGUAGAUUCGUUCGUCGUAAUCUUGGUCCAGUAAGGUAGUACCUCUUAAAUUUCGCCUUCCUGGUUCGGUCCCUGUCGCAGCAAUUACUAUCACCUACAUAAACUACAAAAUCCAUCAUUAAUGGUGGACCCUGACGAAGCGAACCCGCUCAAUAGUGGCAGCAGGAGUGGCAGCAGUAGUGGCAGCGGUAGUAGCAGUGGUAGCCAUGGCACCAGAAAUCUGCCUGUUCCAUCUAACCUGGGUCGGCCCAGGAUCACAACCCCUGGGAUUCCCAUCACUUCUUCUCAGCAAAACGCUACCAGCAAUCACUUGACGUUUUUCGGGUCUAGGUUCUCCCCCAUCGAUGCCUUAUCGAGAAUCCUCCGCGCAACCAGCACCGACGUCCCCAGCGCCACCGGCAGACGCGGUAACCAAGCACCCGAACGAGCCAAUCAGGAACGCCAUCAGCUGCUUCCGCAAUGGCUAUCCGACGGUCAUCCUGGCCGUCAGCAGCAGCAGCCGCGUCAGCAAUAUCAACGACAGCAGACGCACGAGAAUGGUCAGCUGUCAGACACUCCGGACUCCGAGAACGAGGAGCAGGAUUUUUUCCACCGGGUAGUCGACGUCUCGGGAUCUCCGCCGUUAUCCGCGCUUAGCCUCGGUCUCUCCUCCGCGUUUUUCGGCUCAGAUCCCCCCGUUGCCCCUGCUCGCCGGAACCCGGGCCAGUCCCCUCUUCUCGCCAGCCAAUCCGCUACAAGCAGUCGAUCCGAUAUAAGCAGCAGAUCCCCGCUCGUCCUGUCGGAUUCCGGUUCA
Closterium sp. NIES-67 is the source of this 1039-nucleotide messenger RNA. NCBI's taxonomy places the organism in Eukaryota, Viridiplantae, Streptophyta, Zygnematophyceae, Desmidiales, Closteriaceae. The record is from the annotation of a GenBank genome assembly.